Messenger RNA from Xiphophorus couchianus (Monterrey platyfish), 5244 nucleotides. RefSeq names its product solute carrier family 24 member 4b (gene slc24a4b). Bases 608 to 2443 code for a protein of 611 amino acids. The record is from RefSeq and is a predicted model, not a curated record. NCBI's taxonomy places the organism in Eukaryota, Metazoa, Chordata, Actinopteri, Cyprinodontiformes, Poeciliidae. Gene Ontology annotation, cellular component: plasma membrane. The transcript has 17 exons. Gene Ontology annotation, molecular function: calcium channel activity; calcium, potassium:sodium antiporter activity. Gene Ontology annotation, biological process: intracellular calcium ion homeostasis; calcium ion transmembrane transport.
GGCUCUCAUCGCCCGCCCGGUUGUUCUGCACGGAGAGGGAGUUCAUACGCGGGGAGGGGUGGAGGCGCACCGCACGACUGCUGCCCGAUUUGAACAGUUAUCCCUGAUGAGCGCAGAUUGGUUUCACUUAACAGGCGCAGGUGCGGAGGAUUUGUGAUGCGGCGCAGCUGAGCGUUUUUCCAGGUUUGUGACUGAACACUGGCGCAUCUUAUGUUGAACAUUAACUCUUUAGCGGAUACGGACUUUAUUUUUUUCCCCCCUCCUUCGGGACAGGAUGCGUGCUACAAAAUGACAUCCCGUCCAGUCUGGCAGACUCGAGCCGAAUUCAGGAGCAUCGCUGAAUAAAUUUGGACCCACGCUGAUCAAUUUGACCGCGCUGUCAUUGCCCUGUCCAGCCUAAAAGGCUCUUCUAAAGCUGCAGGGGAAGGGAAAAAAAACAACAUUAUUCGCUUCAGUACUCUUAGGUCUGCGCACUUGGACGACUUGAAAUGAGGACCACAUCCCGGCUGUACUCCGUGUGAAGAGACGAGCCGGGCGGCAGCUUUCCCUUCGGCUCUCAAGGACGCGCCAGAAAAAAGUGGUCCCCCGGCUGAGCGAGCUGCGGAGCAUGGAGCGGGACGACUCCGAAACCGUGUGCCCGUCCAAAAAGACGAUAAUCGCGAAGAUCUUCAAAGUUCGUAAGAGGAGGGAGAUGCUGUUCGUUCAGGUCUGCUUCAUCUGCAGUGUCCUCUUCGUGGCAUGGAGCAUGUCGGCACUGUUAACUAAGACAGGGCAUGGGAUGAUUGUGGAGGGACAUCCAGACCUUGAACACUGGGGUAGAAGACUAAUGGCUUCCAGAUUUGAAAAUGACACGGAGUCAAAGAACUGUUCAGAGCCAGCAAUACACGAGUUCCCCGAUGACCUUUUCACCAAUGACGAACGAAAGAGUGGAGCCGUCCUGCUGCACAUCGCAGCGACUCUUUACAUGUUUCUGGCACUCGCCAUAACUUGUGAUGAAUACUUCGUGACGUCACUGGAGAAGAUCUGUGAGAAACUAGAUCUCAGUGAAGAUGUUGCUGGAGCUACCUUCAUGGCAGCUGGCAGUUCUGCGCCAGAGCUCUUUGCAUCUGUCAUCGGUGUCUUCAUCACCCAUGGAGACGUGGGGGUGGGGACCAUCGUCGGCUCAGCAGUUUUCAACAUCCUAUGCAUCAUUGGUGUGUGUGGAAUCUUCGCCGGACAGGUGGUGUUGCUGACCUGGUGGGCUGUUUUCAGGGACUCCUUCUACUAUAUCCUAUCUGUUAUAGCUUUGAUUGCAUUCAUCUACGAUGAGAAGAUAGUUUGGUGGGAGAGUUUGGUGCUUGUCCUCAUGUAUGCAGGCUACAUCCUGGUCAUGAAAUUUAACUCCAGCAUGCAGCGGUUUUUCAUGGGGAAGUCUAACAAAAAUGUGGCUAAUGGUAACGCUGCAACCAGCAGCGAGAUGGAGGACGGUAAUGCUUGUUUUGACUAUGUUUGGGAUGACGACCCGUCGUCACCUUUACUCUCUCCAGUCAAGCCGAGCAAGGUUUACAGCCGCGGCUCAGUGGUGAUGGUGGAUGAGAUGAUGAAUGCCAGCCCAUCAAAGUUCCGCUUUCCUGAGGCGGGACUCCGCGUCAUGGUUACCAGCCACUUCGGGCCCAAAACCCGCCUUCGCAUGGCCAGUCGGCUCAUCAUUACAGAGAAGUUGGUGCAGGCGUCCAAUGGUGUGGAGACGCAAGUGAUUGAUGGGAAGGUUGAAAUCGAGAACGGAAACGUACCAGAGGACAAACCCACGGAGGCAGAAGAAAACGACACAAUUUCACCGUUUCGUAUUCCAAGGGGCGUGGGCAGCAAGAUCAAGUGGCUGAUCUCAUGGCCUCUGCUCCUGCUGCUGUUCUUCACCGUCCCGAACUGUGCCAAGCCUCGCUGGGAGAAAUACUUCAUGGUCUCCUUCAUUCUGUCCACUGUCUGGAUUGCAGUCUUCUCAUACUUGAUGGUCUGGAUGGUCACUAUAAUCGGCUACACCUUGGGCAUCCCGGAUGUUAUCAUGGGCAUCACGUUCCUGGCUGCUGGCACGAGCGUUCCAGACUGCAUAGCCAGUCUCAUUGUGGCACGACAAGGUUUGGGAGAUAUGGCAGUGUCUAAUACAAUUGGCAGUAAUGUCUUUGACAUCUUGGUGGGACUCGGAGUUCCCUGGGCAUUGCAGACUAUGUGUGUGAACUAUGGAUCAGAGGUGAUGAUCAACAGUCGGGGACUGCUAUAUUCAGUGGUACUUUUGCUGGGGUCUGUGGCACUCACGGUGUCGGGCAUCCACAUAAACAAGUGGCAGCUGGAUUUAAAGCUGGGCAUCUAUGUCCUGGUCUUGUAUGCCGUGUUCCUCUGCUUCUCCAUCAUGAUCGAGUACAACGUCUUCACCUUUGUCAACUUGCCCAUGUGCAUGGAGGAUUAGAGCGCAGCAGCAUGCAACGAUUACCAAAACCUCAAAAACCCACUUUGGCAACCUGAGUUUUUUUUUUUUUUUUUUCUCAAUAAAUUGGACCUAUCUGGCGACUUUUUGUUUUCCCCCUUUGCUUGCAGUCUUUAUUUUUAAAUGUUUAAUAGAAAUCUAAUUUUCUUAUAAGGCAGUGCUUUGUAGCUGUGAACUCUUACGUUUCCAAAUUGCCCAGUCAUCACACAGCACUGGUCUUUUUUGCUCGUUCUUUCAGGCAUCGUCGUCAGCGUCUUAGUUUCUCUGUACGCCUGCUAACUUUUCACCCAUCAAGCAUGCCUUUAGAUGUCGUGGACCUCCAGAAUCAGAAGUGCCCCUUUUUGAUUUCACUGUUCUCACUUUUAGAGUUUUCAGAUCAGAACAGUCUGUUCCACAUCAGGCACUUACUAAACCCAAACUUUAUUAAAUGUUAAGCCAUUGUUAAAAGAUUUGUGAAAUUAUUACGGUCAGGAUUUUCCCCCCUCUCAAACCAAGAAAAGAGGGAAGAAGGUCUUGCGUUGGCAUCUCCCCUCCUUUAGCUCGGACCACACCCCCCAGGAUGGCUUUAGGCAACAGGGAGCUGAUGCUGUUAGUGCUUUACUCCACCCCAACCCUCGCCUGCUUUCCUAAUCUGCUUUCCUAAAGACCUUUUUGUCAGGACACUUUAAUUCAAUAUGUAUCGCAGUCCAGAUCUAGUGACUGUGAUGGUGUUAUGCAUCUGCACCAGUGCACAAUGUAAAUUUGUAAACACUUUUUUUGUAUUUAUUUUUUCAAAAAAAAAAGAAGAGAAGGUUUUGUCUAGUUUGAAAUGUAGAAACGAGCUUGUUGCAAAUAUCAGACAUUGUUCGUCUUUCACUGAAAGCUAAUUGCACAUUGAAAAUGCUUUUCUUGCUCUUUGUGUUGAGAUUGAAACCUCGGAUGCGAGGUGCACCUGGCUAAUGACGGCCCAGCUUUAGCCUUUCUGUUUAUCCUUCUGCACAAAUCAAGAUUGGGAGGGGAAAAAAAAUAUCUCAAUCUGUCAGAUGCAUUUUUUAGUCUUUAUCAAAUGAUACUCAUUCAAAGAUGGCUGCAGAAGGAUGGUAGUUGUGCUCGUUGCAGUGAUGCACCCUGGCCUGUAGGGGGCACUGCAGCCCCUCUUAGUCCAGAGCGGGCAAUCAGUUCCACCAGUUAUCAGGGAAACUAAGAUUGACAGUUUAUGGAGAUGAUGAUCUUGCUUUUUUUUUUUUUUCUUGCGUUGUAUGUAGAUAUUGCACUUUAACAGCUGUCCUCUCAUUCUGAAUCAACUAGUGCUUCCUUCUGUGCGUUUGUACUUUCAGUGUAUACAUGUCGGCGUGACCGUGUGUGUGUGUGUGAAAGAGAAACGGUGUGUGUGUGUGUACGUGCUCAUUCUGGGCUCGCGUCAACUUUCUCAAACUGACUGGAACCUUUUUAACAAUUUGAGCACACCUGUAUCUGUCUGCAGUGCAUGCUGGGACACGAAAACAAAGCGCCUCCACAGCACAGCAAAAGGUCGAGGGCUUCCGGGCAGUUUCUAUGGCUACUGCCUGGCCCUCUUUACAAAAAAAAAAAUGGCAGCUAAGAGCACUGCAAUCCAGACAUUUUGACACGAUGCAAAAAUGCCUGUAAAAAGUCCAGGAGUGGGGGUGCAGAGACUAUUAAAGUUUGUGUGUAUGAAAUGUUUUGUGUUGAGUAAUCCUCCUUGGCCACAUUGUUGGCAGAGGACACUUGUAUAUGCAAUCUAAAUGUAAAGAAUUUAUGUGACAAAGGCCCCUGCAAGGUUACCAUAUAAUGACGGGGCAUCCUGUGGAGAUUUGAUGUCAGUUUGUCUAGUAUUCCUUAAUGUGUGAGCUCACAGGUGUGUGAAUGCUGAAGAACUGUGCACAGAAAAUGGACAUGACUGGAGCAGUGGCUUUGUGGAAACGCUCAUGUUCUCCCGCUUUUAUAUUUUUUUUCUACCUGUGGCUUUCCACUCUGGUACCAGGGCAUUAACUCCUCGCCGGCCCCAGCGGAAGGAGCAGCGGGGCAGGAUGCAGAACGCAUUUGUCUGCCCCCAGGACUCUUUAUUGUACACGGCAGAGCAAGGAAAAUACAAAAUACUGGACCCCUCCUUAGCCUGCCGACCUGCUGGGGUUCAUACGGCUUUGUGACCCCACAGGGCCUACAAACCCCUCCUACUCCUCUGUACAAGACCUCCGGAGCGUAACUUUUUAAAAAAAAUGCUUUCUCAGAAGACUGCAUGGCGGUGCUCAUCUGAAUAGUGUUGCUCCAUUUGGUUAGGUACCGAUUGUCAGGUCAGAGCAUAAUAGUUUAAGAACUUUUUUUGUGUGUGUGUUUUAUUUUUUGUCCUAACUUGAAAAUGUUUUAAAUGGCUGGCAUUUUUGCUCCAAAGUCAUUUGUGUUGGGGAGGGAAGCUCAAAAGAAAGUUGGAUGUCAUGUUUGGAACGUUACAUAAACCAAGAUUGUAUGGACAUGUUGUGUACAAAAUACGCCCACGCACUUGAGGAAGCACAUUAGAGAAGGCAAUUUGACACUAGAGGACUGGUAUCUAUUGAUUGAAUGCGACCUAAUGCACUGUGAGCUCAAUGUGAUGUGGGAGUUGUUUGUCAAGAAAAAAAAAAGAUAAAUAUAUUUGAUGUAAAGUUAGUUACUAUUAAAAUAUUACUGAGGACAUCUGUAUAACUUAUAUGAAUGUAUUGUCUUGCUAUACUGGACAUAUCCAACCAAUGCAUUUUACUGUAAAGCAAUAAUGUGAAGAAAAAAAUAAAAUGACAAAAUGACUCCUA